Messenger RNA from Syngnathus typhle (broad-nosed pipefish), 2519 nucleotides. RefSeq names its product WD repeat and coiled coil containing (gene wdcp). The transcript has 4 exons. Bases 335 to 2476 code for a protein of 713 amino acids. Gene Ontology annotation, molecular function: kinase binding. NCBI's taxonomy places the organism in Eukaryota, Metazoa, Chordata, Actinopteri, Syngnathiformes, Syngnathidae. The record is from RefSeq and is a predicted model, not a curated record.
GAGAUAAGAUGUCAACUGCUGCGUGUACAACUGAUCAAUUGAAGUGCUUUCAGUAGGUAUUCGCGAGCAAACGCUACUUUUAAACAAAGAAAUACAGUAAAAACGAGCCUGAAGUGCAACUAAACUACGUUUCCCAUGAUGCACUUCUCCGGAGGGUCCCGGGAAUCUCUUCCGGGUUAAAAGCUAGUAAACAUUGACGUUGCGGCGUUAGUUACCCGGCAAAAUGUAAAGUUAUCCAUGAAAAUAUCAAAAUAUUAAGUGCUCCACAAAGCUUUACUCAACAAAGGUGAGGAGCUCCCGGCCGCUCGGAUUGUUUUGCCGGUUUGUUGCUGAGAUGUCCCUGGGCAAGGCCAAGCUGCUACGGACCGGCAUCAACACGCUGCACCAGGCAAUCCACCCUGUGCACGGCGUGGCGUGGACCGAUGGCAAGCAGGUGUGCCUGACAACGCUGUACUUCCAACGCGGCGAGCCCAAAUUCGGCGACACCAAUGUCAUCGGGCAGUUUGAGCAUGUCUUGGGGCUCUUCUGGGGCCCACUGUGCUGCCCUGAUUCUCCCGCCCUGCUGGCCGUGCAGCAUAAGAAGCACGUCAGCGUUUGGCAGUUGCAGCUAAGCGCGUUGGAACAUAACAAGCUGCUGUGCACGCAGACCUGCGAGAUGAGCGAGCCCUUCCCGUUGCUUGCGCAGGGCUGCGUCUGGCACCCCAAACUGGACAUUCUGGCCCUCCUAACCAAGCGGGACGCCUCAGUGCUAUUCGCCGUACGGGUGGACAACAGGAGGACCAAGGCGAAUAUUAAGGGUAGCGGUCUGAUCCACUGCGCAUGUUGGACUAAAGACGGAACCCGGUUAGUGGUGGCAAUCGGCACCUCGCUCCACUCCUACAUCUGGAACGACAUCCACAAAAGCCUGGUGGCCUGCUCCUUCUGCCCCAUUUUUGACGUGGGGGGCUACAUCUGUGCCAUAGAGGCAACGGGAGACUCGCAGGUUGCCGUGGCGACAGAGCUGCCCUUGGAGAAGCUAUGCGGGUUGAAUGCCGGCAUGGCCUUUGAGGUGGAGCCCUCGCGAGUCCAGACGCCGGAAAACGACCUUUGUCACGAUUCCAGACGGCUGUCGUUUGACCUUUCUGACAGGCCUCAUACACCCACCUCUGGGCCUCUGGACCUGACGCACCUCCUGGCCAGGCACCGGCGCUCGGACCCCUGUCCGCUUAUCCACCUGAAGCGCAAGGAUGGGGUGACGGGUUCUGGUCAGGACUCCUCACACCUCGUACUGAUUACGUACGACCGCAAAGUGGUCACCACCCGUAAAGUCAGCAUACCGGGAAUCCUGGUGCCGGAUUUGGUGGCUUUUGACCCGCGCGCAUCCACUGUGGCUGUAGCAUCUAACACCUGCAAUAUGGUGCUGGUGUACCAUAUCACGGCGUCGGCCAUGCCCAAUAUCCAUCAGAUCUCGCUGCAAGCCACCGACAGGCUCAAGGGGGUCUGUUUCCUUAGCGACAAGGUGCUGCUAAUGAUGGUGGGCCAGCAGAAGUCCAUUGACCCUGCCUUCCUCCCAUCCUCCAACACGGAAAAGUACAUCCUGCGCUUGGUAACCAAAAAGUUGGAUGGUGAGGGUGCCCCCCCCCUUCUCAACGCAGAGCCUACUUCUAAUUUGUCACGGAUUAGAAGUCAGUCCGAGCACCUGCCCAAGGAGGACAGGGAGCUGCUGGGGAUGAAGGACUUGGUUCUGCCUGGGGCGGGAAUUCUCCCCCGCUCACCCAGGAACAGACGCAGGAUGGUAGAAGAGGUGAGGAGCCCAGAGCCUAGCCCUGUGGCAAGCUCCGUGGACUUCUCCUCCUCCUCUGAAAGAACCUCCUCCAUCAUGGUGGAAAACUUGGACGUCAGCCACAUGGCAUUGGCGGGCCAGACCAGCAGGGACUCCAGCCGGGCCGGAUCACCUCGACCGGAGGUGGUACCAGAGCCAACGGUGCCCCCACCAGGCGGAUCCUCCAGGGAGAGAGCCUUGGAGCAUUUGGUCUCCAACAUGGAGCGGCUGUUCACUCGCUUUGCAGACGUACAGCAGUGCCUGGGCGAGAUCCGAGAGUACACCCAAAAUGGCAAGAAGGUUUCAAGCUCCUACCCAGCCGCCGCCGAGCCCCCAUACCUCAACGUUACAUGCCAGAAGCAGCUGUCUGAAAACGUGUUUAUUGACGAACGGCGUCCGAUGCUGCUUUGUGAUGGUAAGCUGCGUCUACGUGCCCUCCAGGAGCUUUUCAACCUCACAGUUGUGGAGAUGCUGCACGGCCCCCUGUGGAUCGUCCUGGUAGCCGACUCCGAAGGCUUCGUGCCCCUGACUUUCAAGCCCAAAGAUGAGCUCACUGUACGAAACGGCAAGCGUAAAUCCACCCUGCGCACCCCCGGGAGCCCCGAGACCUCCUGCCCGUCCAGUCCGGCUCCCUGCCACAACCCUGACACCACCACCACAGAUGCCACCACAUAGUGUAUGGACUUCACUUUGUAAAUAAAGCAAUUCCAACAAUUCA